Molecule: messenger RNA, 1986 nt
Organism: Anarrhichthys ocellatus (wolf-eel)
Lineage: Eukaryota; Metazoa; Chordata; Actinopteri; Perciformes; Anarhichadidae
Gene: myca
Product: MYC proto-oncogene, bHLH transcription factor a
Exons: 3
Coding region: 255-1541 (428 amino acids)
Biological process (GO): regulation of DNA-templated transcription
Molecular function (GO): protein dimerization activity; DNA-binding transcription factor activity
Source: RefSeq, a predicted model, not a curated record
CACGCUGCUGAUGACAGACUGUACUUCGUCCUCACCGGGUCGCUGGUGCAGCCACUCAACUCCUCAUGCAUACUCCACGCAGCCUCACAGAAACCGCCUACAACGCCUCCGUGGAAGGAUUUAAUGUUACGUUCGUGUUGGAAUAACUUUCCUACCCUUUUUUGCGCCUCUUGGGUCGCUUUCGCCCCGUCUUCUACCGCCGACAGUUUACAAUCGAAAAGCUUCACGAUAAGGAAAAAGACAACGGAGACAAAAUGCCGCUGAAUUCAAGUUUCGCAAGUAAAAACUAUGACUACGAUUACGACUCUCUGCAACCGUAUUUCUACUACGACAACGAGGAGGAGGAUUUCUACCCUCAGCAGCUUCAGCCUCCGGCGCCGAGCGAAGACAUCUGGAAGAAAUUUGAACUGCUGCCGACCCCUCCCCUCUCCCCGAGCCGCCGGCCGUCCCUGUCAAGCCUCUUCCCCUCCACGGCGGAUCAGCUGGAGAUGGUGACCGAGUUCCUGGGCGACGACGCGGUCAACCAGAGCAUCAUCUGCGACGCGGACUACUCCCAGACCUUCCUCAAGUCCAUCAUCAUCCAGGACUGCAUGUGGAGCGGCUUCUCCGCCGCGGCCAAGCUGGAGAAGGUGGUCUCCGAGCGGCUCGCCUCCCUGCACGCCGCGCGUAAGGAGUCCUCGUCCUCGGUGGGCGACUGCUGCGCGGAGCCCGCCGGUGCGGCAGCGUGGCGGCUGAACAGCAGCUACCUGCAAGACCUGAACACGUCCGCGGCGGAGUGCAUCGAUCCGUCCGUGGUUUUCCCGUACCCGAUAGCGGAGACGCCCAAGCAGAGCGCGGCGACGCCGCCCAGUAAGGAUUUGGGACUGGACACGCCGCCCAACAGCGGCAGCAGCAGCAGUUGUAGUGACUCAGAAGAUGAGGAUGGAGAUGAGGACGACGACGACGACGAUGAUGAUGAUGAUGAGGAGGAGGAAGAGGACCAGGAGGAUGAGGAGGAGAUCGACGUGGUCACGGUGGAGAAGAGGCAGGCGGUGAAGAGGUGCGACCCCAGCGCCGCGGAGACCCGGCACCCCAGCCCGCUCGUGCUGAAGAGGUGCCACGUCUCCACCCACCAGCACAACUACGCCGCCCAUCCAUCCAUGAGGCACGAGCAGCCGGCUGUCAAGAGGCUGAAGCUGGAGAGCAACAGCGGUGGAAGUGGCGGCCACAGCAGGGUCCUCAAACAGAUCAGCAGCAACCGCAAGUGCUCGAGCCCGCGGACGUCUGACACGGAGGACUAUGACAAGAGAAGGACUCAUAACGUUCUGGAGCGUCAGAGGAGGAACGAGCUCAAGUUGAGCUUCUUCGCCCUGCGGGACGAGAUCCCAGAGGUGGCCAACAACGAGAAGGCGGCCAAAGUGGUGAUCCUGAAGAAGGCCACAGAGUGCAUUUACAGCAUGCAGACGGACGAACAGAGACUCCUCUCGCUCAAAGAACAGCUGAGGAGGAAAAGUGAACUUUUAAAGCAGAGACUCGCGCAGCUGCAGAGCUCUCGCGCCUAAAGUUUGAAUCGUCAGACUUUUUGGCCUUUUGUUUUUUAUGCAAGUUCAAGACUUAGGGUGUACAGUUGUUGUUGAAUGCAAAGCGGAUUAAGUUGUUUGGAAUCUUGUUUGAUUUCAAUGUUGAAACUGCCUCAAUUGAAGUUAUGGGUGGAUUAAAUAUUUAAAAGUUUAUUUUUAUUAAUAAAAUAUUAAAAAAUGGAGCUAUCCUGUCGAGGGCCCAAACUAAAAUAUAAAUUUUUAUGUUUUGUAUAUAAUUAAUAUUUCCUAAGAAAAUGUAUUUUUGGAUCUCAAUUGUCUGGAUGUUCAGACUCGGUGUUUGGUUUUUUUCCAUUAUGUUCCUAGAUUCUUUUUGAAAUAUAAAAAAAUGUUUCUUCUUGAAUUUGUGUCCUUGUUCUUGCAAUGCAGACGCACACAUCGCACGUUUCAUCACAGACACAUUAACAUG